AUGAGUAAUGACGUGCAUGGCACCAUAAACGUUGUACAGAAGCCCGAGAGUGUUUAUUUAACAUGGAUAUUCAAGAAAUUCUGGCAAACAAAAUACGCAUCGAGUCCCGCAAGAUUGCUCGAAUGCAUGACAUCGCCAGAUAUCAAAUCAAAAAUCAAUGGUAAUGAACAUACCUGGUACUUUCAGAUUCAUGUAAGUGAUGUAUCUACUAUCAAUGACAUGACACUUGUCGAUUUCACUCCUGUCAAGGCCAGAGGAAUAUUGCGUUUGAGGUUAAAAACCGAUUUAGACGCGGACGUCGACGUGAAAGUCGAAUGCUCACUUAUCGGCGAGAAGGGUCGAGUGCUCAACUCCAAGAUAACCGAAUGUACCUUUACGAAAUCGGUUAGAACCGUAGACAUAUCCGAUAUUCCUUAUUGCUACAACCAGUUCGAGAUGCCUCCUGUAUUCAGGGAGUCCGGGGAUGCCGAAGAAAACGUAGGCGUGGUCUGCGAAAUUACUUACAGGCGCAAAGCAGCCGAGGCAAAAAAAAGCGAUACCACGAGCCUUGAUGUCUCCAGCCUGUCGAACGAUCUCAAACUUCUCUUCGAGACCGAAAAAUUCAGCGACCUGACGAUCGUCGUGGAGCAGCAAGAGUUUCACGUCCACAAAGCGAUCCUCGCGUCCAGGAGUCCAGUUUUUCUCGCCAUGCUCGAAAACGACAUGGCCGAGAAGCAGAACAACAGAGUUGACAUCGCCGACGUAGACUACGAAACGAUGCAUCACGUGCUACUCUACGCUUACACGGGAAAAGUCGAGAAACUCGAAUUAGCCGGUAAACUUUUAGGCCCAGCCGAUAAGUACGCCCUUGAUACUCUUAAAAAUACCUGCGCAGAAGCUUUGGCCAAUGAUCUGACGGUCGAGAACGUCGUUAAGACCCUGGUGUUGGCUAAUUUGUAUAGGGUCGGUGAACUGAAGAAGAAAGCGCUCGAAUUCAUGGGCAGGCAUUUUCACGAAGUCACCCAAACCGCAGGAUUCGAAUCUUUGUUGAAGCCCAAUUCCGAUUUGUUUAAAACUUUUUGA
This is a messenger RNA of Nasonia vitripennis (jewel wasp), 1062 nucleotides long. Its product is annotated as speckle-type POZ protein-like A. Gene Ontology annotation, molecular function: ubiquitin protein ligase binding. The record is from RefSeq and is a predicted model, not a curated record. Gene Ontology annotation, biological process: proteasome-mediated ubiquitin-dependent protein catabolic process; regulation of proteolysis. NCBI's taxonomy places the organism in Eukaryota, Metazoa, Arthropoda, Insecta, Hymenoptera, Pteromalidae. The transcript has a single exon. Gene Ontology annotation, cellular component: nucleus; cytoplasm. The coding region runs from base 1 to 1062 and encodes 353 amino acids.